Molecule: messenger RNA, 800 nt
Organism: Populus euphratica (Euphrates poplar)
Lineage: Eukaryota; Viridiplantae; Streptophyta; Magnoliopsida; Malpighiales; Salicaceae
Product: membrane magnesium transporter
Exons: 4
Coding region: 161-487 (108 amino acids)
Cellular component (GO): EMC complex; early endosome; Golgi apparatus
Source: RefSeq, a predicted model, not a curated record
AAACAACCAGAAAAAAAGAAAAACAGAAAGACACAAAUCUGAAGGGAACCUCUCGCCCUCGGAAAAGCUUAGCUCAGCUUAACUUAGGGUAGGAAGAGCAAUUUGGGUUGAGUUAGUAUACUUCACAGUGCCGAUCAGAUAGAUUAGAUAGUUAAUAAAAAUGGGUUUUUCUGUAGGAUUUGUGAUUGGAUUGGUUGGAGUCUUGAUUCUUUCUCAUGCCGCUUAUUCUACCAGUCAAUAUCGGGGUUUGUUGAAGAUUACUGAGGAUGAGUUUUCUGGACCUCCUUUCAGUGUGGUGGUGGAAUUGAUUGUGGGGCUGGUUUUGUGUAUGUGGGCAGCAUUAACUGUGCCUGGGAACUUCCUCUCUAUUCAUCCACAUUCUGAUGAGAAUAGGAUGGUUUCUUUGCCAGACAACCUGGAUUUCAUGAUCUUCAACCAUCGUGGAAAAGUAUUCGUUCCAGAAAUCAACAUGAAAUUAAAGCAUUAAGGUCAUUUAAGAAAUCGAAGGUUCACGUCCAACAUUUUUAAGAAGAACAAUUUUUCUCAAUCAAAUUAACACUAUGAAAGAGAACUUCGUCAACUCAAUAAUGCUACUGUCAAGUUAUUGGGAUUACAUAAUUAUGAUUUUUCAUUUGGAUUUGUAAUGGUCUUAUAUUUCUCAUCACAGUCAUGUAACUAGAAUUCAGUUGAUGCGUUUUUUUCUUCAGUUGCAUUAGAGUUUUGUAUUUGAAUCCAGGCAGCGCAUGCUUGUGGAAUCUGAAUGAUGAAUUAUGACGAAGGGGUAACUUUGUCUUGACUGC